AUCGUCAUCAUACUGGAGGACUGUUUGGCAUAAGUUCUAGAAGUCGACGCGGUGAGUCUUCUAGGCAUGGAGAUACUAUCGGGUCUACUCUGGACCGAAAUAUUGAGGCUUCUGCUCGCAGAUCUACAGUUGGAAAACUAAUUGAAACUGAUGGUGUUCCCCUAGUUGGCAUCAAUGAUCUAAAAGCAAUGAUCAGAUUGCUACGUAUAGUUCAGCCUUUGUAUAAAGGUCAACUACAGAGGCUUUUCUUGAAUCUAUGUACUCAUCACGAGACAAGAACUUAUUUGGUGGAAGUUUUAAUGGAUAUGCUAAUGUUGGAUCUACGGGGACCCACUAACACUGCAGUUGAAUACGCUGAAUCCCCGUUUAGGUUGUAUGGGUGUCAGAGUUAUGUCGCCUAUUCCCGUCCUCAAUUUUAUGGCGGAGUGCCUCCGUUAGUGUCUCGCCGUAUUUUGGAGACUUUGGCCUACUUAGCAAAAAAUCAUCCAAAUGUAUCCAAGCUCCUAUUGCAUCUUGUAUUACCAUGUUCACCUACAAGCGUACCUGAAGUAUCGGACAAGGGACACGGGAAAGCUGUUCUGAUGGAGGAAGAUAAAUCCGAGGUUAAAACAGGAGCUUUUGCUAUUGUGUUACUUCUUGAACUCUUGAAUCAACCAUUGUACAUGCGGAGUGUUUCUCAUCUGGAACAGUUGUUAAAUCUCAUUGAGGUUGUUAUUGAUUCUGGCCUGUCAAACAAACCUGAAGCACCAACUGAGCUACAAUCUGCUUCUGACAUUAUGCAAGACACACCAGUUAAUGCUGAUGCUGUUGUGUCUUCUGCUAAAGAGGAUAUUAAAUCAAAGAAAAGUGAGGAUUCUAAAAAGGCUUCUACUUCUGGUACAAACAACAAAAACAAUAUUAGUGAUAUUUUAUUGAGCAUUCCAGAAGGAGAGCUUAGACUUCUCUGCUCUUUGCUUGCACGUGAAGGAUUAUCUGAUAAUGCAUACAAUCUUGUUGCUGAGGUCUUAAAAAAAGUGGUGGCCAAUGCUCCAGCGUAUUGUCAUUUAUUUACUACAGAGCUGGUCAAUUCAGUGCGAAAUUUAAGUAUUUAUGCAAUUAAUGAACUUAACCUAUACGAGGAUGCUGAGAAAGCACUUCUCAGCUCAUCUUCUAUUAAUGGUACUGCAAUCUUGAGAGUUCUGCAGGCUUUGAGCUCUCUUAUUGCUGCAUUGCACGAAAAGAAGGACCCAGUUUCAUUCCCCGACAAAGACCAUAUUAAUGCUCUUUCUCAUGUAUGGGAUAUAAAUUCUGCACUUGAACCUUUGUGGCUAGAGUUGAGCAAUUGCAUAAGCAAAAUUGAGAUCUCUUCAGGACCUCCAUCAGAGCCUGAAUCUAUUUCAGGAAAUUUGGCAUCGACGAGUACAAUUGUAGUAUCACCACUCUCUGUUGGUGCCCAAAACAUCUUGCCAUAUAUUGAGUCAUUCUUUGUGACAUGUGAAAAGUUGCGUCCUGGGCAAUAUGAAACUGUUCAAGAUUUUGCUACUACGGCAACUGACAUUGAAGAUGCAACUACACCAACUGCACAAAAAUCAUCUUGUGGGCCAUGUACAAGCACCCAUGAAAAACAGGUUGUUUUUGUUAGGUUUCUGGAGAGGCAUAGGAAGUUGUUAAAUUCAUUCAUUCGUCAGAAUCCUGGUUUGCUUGAGAAGUCAUUUUCUCUCAUGCUCAAAAUUCCACGAUACAUUGACUUUGACAAUAAACGGUCUCAUUUUCGAUCAAAAAUAAAGCAUCAACAUGAUCAUCAUCACAGUCCUGUUAGAAUUUCAGUGAGAAGAGCCUACAUAUUGGAGGACUCAUAUAACCAAUUGCGAAUGCGCUCGCCACAAGAUUUGAAGGGAAAAUUAACUGUCCAUUUUCAAGGUGAAGAAGGUAUUGAUGCCGGUGGACUUACCAGGGAAUGGUAUCAGUUGCUUUCUCGGGUAAUUUUUGAUAAGGGUGCCCUUCUUUUCACAACUGUUGGCAAUGAAUCAACAUUCCAGCCAAACCCCAAUUCAGUUUACCAGACGGAACAUCUUUCAUAUUUUAAGUUUGUUGGACGAGUGGUCAGUAAAGCACUCUUUGAUAGUCAGCUCCUUGAUGUCCAUUUUACAAGGUCAUUUUACAAACACAUUCUUGGUGUAAAGGUUACUUAUCAUGACAUUGAGGCUGUUGAUCCAGAUUACUAUAAAAAUCUGAAGUGGAUGCUUGAGAACGAUAUAAGUGAGGUAUUGGAUCUUACUUUCAGUAUGGAUGCUGAUGAGGAAAAACUGAUAUUGUAUGAAAAGGCUGAGGUAACUGAUUCUGAGUUGAUUCCUGGUGGGAGAAAUAUUCGAGUCACUGAAGAAAACAAACACGAAUAUGUUGAUCGUGUGGCUGAACAUUUGCUAACCACUGCAAUUAGGCCUCAAAUAAAUGCAUUUAUGGAAGGCUUUAAUGAGUUGAUACCCAGGGAUCUGAUAUCUAUUUUCAAUGAUAAAGAAUUAGAAUUAUUAAUAAGUGGACUUCCUGAUAUUGAUUUGGAUGACCUGAGAGCAAAUACUGAAUAUUCUGGCUAUAGCAAUGCAUCCCCUGUAAUUCAAUGGUUUUGGGAAGUCGUUCAGGGCUUCAGCAAAGAGGACAAGGCCCGAUUCCUUCAAUUUGUAACUGGCACCUCAAAGGUGCCUCUGGAAGGAUUUAGUGCACUUCAAGGAAUCUCAGGCUCUCAGCGGUUUCAGAUUCACAAGGCAUAUGGAACCCCGCACCAUCUGCCUUCAGCUCAUACUUGCUUCAACCAAUUGGACCUGCCUGAGUACACCUCAAAAGGACAGUUGCAGGAGAGGUUACUUCUAGCUAUCCAUGAAGCGAAUGAAGGGUUUGGCUUCGGUUGAGAGUUGGAAGGAAGGUGUGCACUUGUACAGAUAGGUGUAUUCGACAGGGUUUUAAAAGCCAACUCUCUCCUUGCUGAGGGUCUGAAGUGUGGUUGCUUGGUCGCACUUAUGGAAUAGGGACUUCCUCAAAUUGGAAUUCAACCAUGAAGUAGUCACCUUAUGAUUUGUGAGAGAAACCCCCAUAUAUGAUAUACCACUCUAUCUCCAGGCUGAUGUUGCAGAUUGUGGAUGUCAGUCGUCCGAAUCCCCGUGACUGCAAAUCAAAUCGUCUUGUAUGGCGUCUCCUUUGCUAACUUUGUUUUUUUUUCCAUAUUAUUUUUUAGUACAACUUUUGUACUCAAAAAACAGCAAAGCUCUCGUGGAUAUUUGGAACAGAUUGUGAAUGGCAACAUCUUGUUAUUCAGUAAAAUGCAUCCUUUUCUUAUGAAUCA
Zingiber officinale is the source of this 3316-nucleotide messenger RNA. Its product is annotated as E3 ubiquitin-protein ligase UPL1-like. The record is from RefSeq and is a predicted model, not a curated record. Gene Ontology annotation, biological process: protein polyubiquitination; proteasome-mediated ubiquitin-dependent protein catabolic process; positive regulation of protein catabolic process. Lineage: Eukaryota; Viridiplantae; Streptophyta; Magnoliopsida; Zingiberales; Zingiberaceae. The coding region runs from base 189 to 2885 and encodes 898 amino acids. Gene Ontology annotation, molecular function: ubiquitin-protein transferase activity. The transcript is spliced from 11 exons.